This is a messenger RNA of Vollenhovia emeryi, 1256 nucleotides long. Its product is annotated as odorant receptor 13a-like. Gene Ontology annotation, cellular component: plasma membrane. The record is from RefSeq and is a predicted model, not a curated record. Lineage: Eukaryota; Metazoa; Arthropoda; Insecta; Hymenoptera; Formicidae. The coding region runs from base 12 to 1172 and encodes 386 amino acids. Gene Ontology annotation, biological process: sensory perception of smell; detection of chemical stimulus involved in sensory perception of smell. Gene Ontology annotation, molecular function: olfactory receptor activity; odorant binding. The transcript has 6 exons.
AUUGUUUACGAAUGAUACUCAUGACUACCGUCAGUCCAGUGCUGAGGAUCGGCCUUGGAUUGCUGGAUGUGUGGCCUGGUGUCUCGUAUUCCAUUCCCUAUUGGCUAAUUUAUAUACUUAGCAUACUGACCAUACAGUAUUUUCAAUAUCGAUACGUAUUCGAGCACUUGGAGAUCAGUGAGCUUUCGAAUCUCAUUGACAGCUUACCCGCAGCUUUAGACUACAGCUUGACGAUUUUGAAAUUAAUCAGUCUUUGGAUGCACCGUCGAGUCAUUUAUCAACUAGUGACUGCUAUGGAUAACGAUUGGCGCGAAUGCGUCGGUAGUGAUCAGCAUUUGUAUGUGAUGACAAUCAAAGCCAAUAUAUCGCAUUGGUGUUCUAAAGUUAUGUUAAGCGUUAAUGUAAUUACUGCGGCAUUUUAUCUUUUGGGCGAAUACGCAAUUCGUUUUGUUUAUCUAUCUGGAGAUUACAAUGAUACCUUUCGGCAGUUUCCAAUCAAGGUACAAUUUCCCUUCGAAACUCAACAAUCACCGAUUUUUGAGCUGCUGGCUGUAACUCUAUUUCUACAUAUGAUGUUAAAUACAUGCACGCUCGCUAUUGUGAACGCAUUAAUUUCUACUUUAGUGCUUCACGUAAGCGGACAAAUUGAUAUAAUGUGUCAUGAAUUUAAAAAUAUUUCUAAGAGUGUUCUUCACAAAUCUUCCGCAAACUUAAUUGGAAUGCUGGUAGAGAGGCAUAAUAGAAUUAUUUUGUUUUCCAAGAACAUUGAAUCGCUUUUCUCUUUCAUUGCUUUGAUGCAAGUUGUUUGGAAUACGUUACUUAUUUGUUGUCUAGGAUUUGUCAUUAUAAUUUCUAUUCAUAACAAAGCUGGAGUUUUCGUGAUAGUCAAAAGUGCCACUGGUUACUUUGCUGUAAUGACUGAAGCCUUUGUCAUUUGCUUUGCCGGAGAAUAUCUUAGCUUGAAGAUUAAAUUAAUUGGCAACGCGAUAUAUGAAACGAUGUGGUAUGAUAUGCCGGUAGAUCAAAGUAAAAUUAUAGUAUUAAUAAUAAUGAGAUGUCAGAAGCGAUUGACGAUUACGGCAGGCAAAAUGAUGGAUAUGUCAUUCGAAACUUUUACAAGUAUUAUAAAGGCGUCAGCAUCAUACAUAUCCGUUUUGAAUGCUAUGUAUUGACACAAAGAAGACUGCCAUAUACAAAUUUGCUAAAAUGAAAAUCUAGUUAAUGUAAAUUAAUAAGCAAAAGUAUAGUGACAGUGA